Messenger RNA from Dioszegia hungarica, 1155 nucleotides. RefSeq names its product nucleotide-diphospho-sugar transferase. NCBI's taxonomy places the organism in Eukaryota, Fungi, Basidiomycota, Tremellomycetes, Tremellales, Bulleribasidiaceae. Gene Ontology annotation, cellular component: cytoplasm. The record is from RefSeq and is a predicted model, not a curated record. The transcript has 12 exons. Bases 1 to 1155 code for a protein of 384 amino acids. Gene Ontology annotation, molecular function: GTP binding; mannose-1-phosphate guanylyltransferase (GTP) activity. Gene Ontology annotation, biological process: GDP-mannose biosynthetic process; cell wall mannoprotein biosynthetic process.
AUGCCUUUGCCACCAACACCGUCCACCCGACCACAACUGGGGCUCUCGCCUUUCAAAUACGCUCUGAUUCUUGUCGGCGGUUUCGGUACACGUCUUAGGCCCUUGACUCUGUCAUGGCCCAAACCCCUUGUCGAGUUCUGUAACAAGCUCACCAUGUACAGCUUGCACCAGAUCGAGGCCCUUGUCAAGGCCGGCGUAAAGGAUAUCGUCCUCGCUGUCAACUACCGUCCCGAGGUCAUGGUGUCGGUCCUAAAAAAGUCAGAAGAAGAGUUCGGCAUCAACAUUCACUUCUCGGUGGAAACAGAACCCCUUGGCACUGCCGGCCCGCUCGCCCUCGCUCGUGAUAUCUUGGGCAAGGACGACACCCCAUUCUUUGUCCUUAACUCGGACGUCACCUGCACAUAUCCCUUCGAGGCUUUCCGUGACUUCCACAUCGCCCACGGCGCCGAGGGAUCCAUCAUGGUCACUAAAGUCGCGGAGCCCUCAGCAUACGGUGUCGUGGUCACCAAGCCCGGAAGCACCGUCAUUGACCGGUUCGUCGAGAAGCCCGUCGAAUUCGUCGGAAACCGUAUCAACGCCGGUAUCUACAUGUUCAACCCUAGCAUCCUGAACCGUAUCGAGCUCCGACCGACUUCCAUCGAAAAGGAGAUCUUCCCCGAGAUCGCUGCCGACGGACAAUUGCACUCUUACGAUCUCGCUGGCUUCUGGAUGGAUGUCGGACAGCCAAAGGAUUUCAUCUUGGGUACCUGCCUCUACCUCUCCCACCUUACCGCAACCCACUCGCCCCUCCUCACCGACCCCGCAAAGAACAAGUGGGUGUACGGCGGUAACGUCCUUGUCGACCCUACCGCAGAAAUCGACCCUACCGCCGUCCUCGGCCCCAACGUCGUCAUUGGUCCCGGUGUGAAGAUUGGCGCGGGUGUCCGUCUCCAGCGAUGUGUCAUUAUGAGCAACGCGGUGGUCAGGGAUCAUGCGUGGAUCGCGAACAGUAUUGUUGGCUGGAACAGCAAUGUCGGUAGAUGGACUCGCGUGGAGAACAUCACGGUUCUCGGUGACGAUGUGACGAUCAAGGACGAGCUGUACGUUAACGGAGCGUCUGUCCUGCCGCACAAGAGCAUCUCGAGCAGCAUCACCGAGCCCCGAAUCGUCAUGUAG